Metarhizium acridum CQMa 102 is the source of this 936-nucleotide messenger RNA. Its product is annotated as Required for respiratory growth protein 9 mitochondrial. The record is from RefSeq and is a predicted model, not a curated record. Lineage: Eukaryota; Fungi; Ascomycota; Sordariomycetes; Hypocreales; Clavicipitaceae. Gene Ontology annotation, cellular component: nucleus.
AUGAAAUGUCCAUGCCGCGCAGCGCCUUGGAAAAUAUUCGUGCAGAGCUUGGCGCAAGUCCAUAACCUUCAGGUCUCGACCAGGACAGCACGACCAUGGCGUCCUGUGCCGGUGCCCCGGUUUGUUUCGAGUCAAAGUCGUGGGCUUACCGCUUCAUCCUACUGGAGACAAGAAACUAGUCGGUUGGCCGUCGCAGCGGAAGAUGCGGUUGACAAGAGGGAAAAUGUGACGGGUACGGCGGAGCCGGCGCCGGCGGCUGAGGCAAAGCCUCUACGAGAGAACCGAACGAGGGACAAGAAGAUGGAGAAUGAAGCUCAAUCUUCAAAGCAAUCCAAACCUCGAACAAACGAGAAGUCUUCACCUCCAUCGUCACCACCGAAGCGCAGGCCCAACAAAGCCAAACCUCACGACCCAUCUCCCGACUCGAACAUUGCCCAGCCCAAGACCCCCGAAUGGCAGAGCCAAAAAGCAGCCCUCAAGGGAAAAUUUCCCCAGGGUUGGAAGCCUCGGAAACGCCUGUCUCCUGAUGCUCUGGCGGGCAUACGGGCACUCAACGCGCAGUUCCCGGACACCUAUACGACGCGGGCGCUGGCGGACAAGUUUGAGGUGUCGGCGGAGUCGAUUCGGCGGAUUCUCAAGAGCAAAUGGACACCAUCGGCGGAGGAAGAGCAGGAGAGGCAGGAGAGGUGGUUUAGGAGAGGCAUGCAGGUGUGGGAGCGCAAGGCGGCGGUUGGGGUGAAGCCGCCGCGGAAGUGGAGGAGGGAGGGGAUUGUGCGGGAUAGCUCGUGGCAUGAGAGGAGGAAGGAAGCGGCGAGGCGGGAGAGGGAAUGGGAGGAGGAGGAGAGGGAGGCUGAGAGGGCGAGGAGGAAUUACGGUGCGAGGAGUGUUGGUGGUGAGGAUGAGGGUCGGAGCGAAGCCGGCAGUGGGAGGGGGUAG